Molecule: messenger RNA, 2247 nt
Organism: Cadophora gregata
Lineage: Eukaryota; Fungi; Ascomycota; Leotiomycetes; Helotiales; Ploettnerulaceae
Exons: 4
Coding region: 1-1386 (461 amino acids)
Source: RefSeq, a predicted model, not a curated record
AUGGAUGCUUUCUAUAUAGACCCGAGUGUACAAGACUCACGUCAAUGCAGAUCAAGAUCCAACAGUCGUCUCUCCUCGACUGCCGCACAGCUCCAGGGUUUGAAUAUUACCAACCUAUCGCCUCCAAACGAGCAAGGAAGAACUUCCUCAGGCAGUCAUCAAUCUCCCAACUUUCGCACUACAUCAUCUCCAGAGUUCCUUGAUCAAGGCUCCCAUCCUUCGCCCAAAACUAUUGUAACAGCUCCAGUUCCACAGCAGUACACCCCUUUUCCACUUCUUUCUGAUAGUGACUUGGAUGCCAACUGGUCCUACCUCAACGCAACUGAAGAGCAUUCGGGUUCUGCGCCACUACUUAGGCUCGACCCUGCCCAAUCUUUCCAGGGAGAGCAUCAGCAUCUUAGUGAUCAGAGAUCCAUACGCUCAAAUUCCAAUCCCGCAACCAUGAGCACUCUCGGUAUCCAGCAAUUUGACUCCCGGUUUGAUGCCGGUAUGCACUCUGGUAUUCGUCAUACUUAUACAUGGCCUCAAUUCGAGAUGAAUGAUCAGUUCAUUCCUCAAAAUCAGAACCUUAACCCUGGACAGUUGACUCCAUCGCUAUACGAUGAACCAAAGCUUCUUCCAGUGUACUCGAGAUCUCUUUCAUCCAGUCCCCCUCGGGCCAACCUUACUCCAGAGCAGAGAGAGCUGAAGCGACAGCGUGACCACGCUCGACGGGAUUCGAAGACUCAACUGAGGAGGGAGAGAUCCGCAAGCAAUACAAGCAAUCGUAGCAAUCCUUACAUUACAUCUCAAAACGGUUCCCCAGACUUGUUACCCAGGACACUUCCGGAAUACACAUCCAACCUUACUUCAUCUCCUCUCCUUUCACAAGGCUCGUUACAAAGCUCUCCUGCCUUGGGAAGCAACUCUUUCCUCGCCCCAUAUUCACCUCCAUUGAACGACCAUUCGUCCUCAGACAUCUAUGGACCAGUCUUCGCUCUGGGACCGAACGAUUUCACAUCGAACCCAGCAUACUCUCUACCUUUCUCCAAUACUGGUGGAGAGCCUGGAAUGCAAGCAUUUGCCGGCCGGCCGCAUUCUCUAUCUCUAUCUUCAGCUACCGAUCCAGCCAUCCAGUACCGAAACCAAGUGAGUCCUACGGUGGGAUCGACUGAAUCCGGCGACCAUGUGCGAGUUGUCCACAGCCGUCCUAAGCCACAAUGCUGGGAACACGGCUGUAAUGGGCGACAAUUUUCCACAUUUAGCAACUUACUUCGCCAUCAACGAGAGAAGUCCGGUGCAGCACAAAAGUCAAGCUGCCCAAACUGCGGAGCUGAAUUUACGAGGACUACUGCCAGGAACGGUCAUAUGGCACACGACAAAUGCAAGUCACGGAGGAACUCAUAAACGGUCGGUUGUUCAUGCAUGCAUGCAUUCAUUGGGCGGCGUAUAUAUUUCGGACGGUUUACUGGAGUUAGACUAGAACACUCGUUUGGUUCAAAAUGGCCGCAGUGGGAAAACACUCGACGGUGGGACUUUUAUACCCUUCUUUUAGCAUGAUAUCAUAUUCGAUUUUUCAGAGAAUAUACAUUUACGAGCAUGGGUUAUAGCAAAGCCGAAUGGGAAGUGACACCUCCAAGCUGAAACCAUGGGCGCACCGCACAUUGGCUGCUAAAUGUCAAAUGAACCAAGGUGGGAAGAUGGGCAGGCAGUCCCGCGGAGACGAUAUUGAGACCGGGUGUUUAUUGUUCGAAACACUGCCAACCAUGCAGAGGCGAGAUUUAGUGUCUAGGUCAACGUUACCAGCUUGCCUGCCAGCCAGGUCAGGACAGGCACCUAGAGUGUCCCAAAUAAGAAGCACACAGGCAGCUUCACAUGGCCGCACGGGAAUGCGCAGUUCGACUUAUUUUCAUUUCAGGUUACAGUACCAGUAUCAAUACCAUGACCAGUAAACAACGCCAACGACAGAGGCAGACAGACAGCCAGCCAGCCAGUCACGGAAGAGUUAAAGAUGGACAGACGUUGACAGUACUGUACGGCGUGCUGUCGUUGGCGCACAUAGCGAGCAGGCACUUGCAAUGGCAGUGGUUUGGUUUGGUUUGGUUUGGUUUACAUAGCCCCUUUUUAAAAUAGAACAGCCGUUUGCUCAGGUUUUGGUCCUGGCCUUUUCAGUGCAGGGCAGGGCAGGGCAGGGCAGGUGGGGCAGGGUGUAGCGUGGUGUCGGGUGCAGGUGGUGUGGUGUGGCACCAAGCCCCUCUCCCGCUCCCU